CAGAUUCCAAUUAUACCCUAAAACAGUGCCAGCCGAUUCUUUUCAGUGGCGCAUUCAAAACUAGAAGCUUCUCAGUGUGAGAACUCGUUGGGUUCGCGAUUUUGGGAUUGUGAACAAUCAAAUCAAGUCAAUUCAAAUGUCGGUGACUCUGCACACAAACCUAGGCGACAUCAAGUGCGAAAUCUUCUGCGACGAGGUUCCUAAGACCUCCGAGAAUUUUUUAGCGUUAUGUGCAAGUGGUUACUAUGAUGGGACUAUAUUUCACCGCAACAUCAAAGGUUUUAUGAUUCAAGGUGGAGACCCAACUGGUACUGGCAAAGGAGGGACCAGUAUAUGGGGCAAGAAAUUUAACGAUGAGAUAAGAGAAUCUCUGAAGCACAAUGCAAGGGGAAUAUUGGCAAUGGCUAACAGUGGUCCAAAUACUAAUGGAAGUCAGUUCUUUUUAACUUACGCAAAGCAGCCACAUUUGAAUGGACUAUAUACUGUGUUUGGCAGAGUAAUUCAUGGAUUUGAAGUUCUGGAUCUCAUGGAAAAGACUCAAACAGGGGCAGGGGACCGACCGCUUGCAGAGAUAAGGCUCAAUCGUGUGACACUACAUGCUAACCCUCUUGCUGGUUAGACUUGUCUCGACAGUUCUUUAUGUAAAAUGUUAGUUUCUAUUUCCCAAAAAUUGACCUAACUCAAAGGGGAGAGCCAAGGGAAUUGUUACAUGCUGAAUUUGAGUACUUGUUCAUACUGACUUCUGAUUCAAAGUAGUAAAAUGUACAUCGAAUUAACAUAUUGUUAUGAUAUGCAUGGAAUACAAUAAGCUCAUUUUUAAGGAUUGGUGUCAGUGGCGAAAUUUCACAAUGUUUAGGGCCAAGUGUGUAUAUAUAGCUACCUGAGGUCGAAGUCAUAGUAUAUUGGUGUUGUGAAAUUCCAAGUAUGUAUAACAUGAUGCCACAACAGCAGUUAGUUUGCCAG
Molecule: messenger RNA, 963 nt
Organism: Gastrolobium bilobum
Lineage: Eukaryota; Viridiplantae; Streptophyta; Magnoliopsida; Fabales; Fabaceae
Product: peptidyl-prolyl cis-trans isomerase CYP18-1
Exons: 5
Coding region: 137-619 (160 amino acids)
Biological process (GO): protein peptidyl-prolyl isomerization; protein folding
Cellular component (GO): catalytic step 2 spliceosome
Molecular function (GO): peptidyl-prolyl cis-trans isomerase activity
Source: RefSeq, a predicted model, not a curated record